AUGAUCUCGGAUUUGGAGGUACUGAUCCUCGUCCUGGCAGCUUCACAGUCGCUGCGAACUGCUUCAAUCAGGGUGGACGGUUCAUCGCGUGCCCUUCAAUAUGAGACUGUUCACGCUGUUGAGGAUGGACCCAUUUUGAGAGAUAUGGCCUUCUCCUCUGACCACCACUACCUCUACGUCAUGUCUGAGACCCAGCUCUCGAGAGUGCCAGUGGAAGCCUGUGGACAGUACUCCACCUGCAGUGAAUGUCUUGGAUCGGGUGAUCCUCACUGCGGCUGGUGUGUUUUACACAAUAUGUGUGCCAGGAAGGAGAAAUGUGAGCGCUCAUCAGAACCUCGGCGCUUUGCAUCAGACAUUAAGCAGUGUGUCCGUCUCAGUGUACACCCAAACAACAUAUCAGUGUCCCAGUUUAGUGUCACGUUGGUGUUGGAAGCCCAUAAUGUCCCAGAGCUUUCAGCAGGCGUUAACUGCACAUUCAAGGAUCUGGCUGAGAUGAACGGCCUGGUAGAAGGAAACCGGAUCAAGUGUUACUCGCCAACUGAAAAGGAGAUGCCACGUAUUAUUGUGGACAAGGGUGACCACCAGAUAGUGCAGCUCUAUCUCAAAUCCAAGGAGACGGGCCUGGCUUUUGCAAAUACCAGUUUUGUUUUCUACAACUGCAGCGUUCACAAGUCGUGUUUGUCUUGUGUCAGCAGCCCCUACCAAUGUCACUGGUGUAAAUACCGACAUGACUGUACCCAUGACCCUCGCACUUGUUCAUUCCAGGAGGGCCGAGUCAAAAAGCCGGAGGGCUGUCCACAGUUGCUCCCUGCAGAAAGGAUACUGGUGCCAGUCAAUGUGGUAAAGCCCAUUACCCUGCGGGCUAAGAACCUACCCCAGCCCCAGUCUGGACAAAGAGGGUACGAGUGCCUCCUAACCAUCCAGGGAAAUGAUAUCAGAGUUCCUGCCCUGCGUUUUAACAGCUCUUCAGUGCAAUGUCAAAACAAAUCGUAUUCAUAUGACGGGAUGGAGAUGAGCAGUCUUCCUGUGGAGUUGACCGUCAUCUGGAACGGAGAUUUCAGCAUUGAUAACCCCACCCACAACAAAGUUCAUCUUUAUAAGUGUGAUGCUCAGCGCGGAAGCUGCGGUUUGUGUCUGAAAGCAGACCCACUGUUUGGGUGCGUUUGGUGUACAGGAGAGAACCGCUGCACCCUCAAGCAACACUGCCCCUUCCCAGACAGCCAGCUCCUGGAGCCCAACGGGAUCAACAGCAAAUGCACACACCCAAAAAUUACACAGAUUAAUCCUCUGCGGGGCCCCAGGGAGGGAGGAACUCUGGUGACUAUCCGGGGUAUAAACCUGGGACUGGACUUCAGAGAGAUUGAGGGCAACGUGAAAGUGGCGGAAGUGGACUGCACUCCCAUACGUGAAGGUUACAUCCCUGCUGAACAGAUUGUUUGUGAGAUGGGUCGAGCAGAGAUGAGCCAGUACACUGGGAACGUGCAAGUGUGUGUUGGCGUUGGAGCAUGCAGACCCGAAUUCAUGGCAAAAUCAUCCAAGUACUUCUACUUUGUGGUCCCACGAAUUACUGGGCUGAAGCCGAGCCGUGGACCGGUGUCUGGGGGAACAAUUGUCAACAUCACAGGCAGCCACUUGGAUGCUGGGAGCAAUGUGUCAGUUAUGUUUAAAGAUCAGCCAUGUACUUACUUGAGGAGGGGUGGCCAGUGGCUAACCUGCCGAACACAUGCCUCCCUGCAUGGCUACGGGAAUGUUUCUGUGUCUGUGAGUAUAGAUAGAGCCCAGCUCCAGAGAGAUCUGCAGUUUGAAUAUGUGGAGGACCCAACAAUAACGAAGAUAGAGCCGGAAUGGAGCAUCUACAGCGGACACACUCCAGUGACUGUAACAGGAACUAACCUGGACAUCAUUCAGACUCCACUCAUCAGAGCCAAAUACAACAGCCACGAGACGCUCAACCUAUGUGAGGUGCUGAGCUCCACGUCCAUGCUGUGCCAGGUCCCAGAACUGCCCAUAAGCUUGGCCAGACACCAAGAAGCACCAGAAAAGCCUGAUGAAUUUGGCUUUAAACUGGAUGAUGUGCAGUCCCUGAUGGCCCUCAACAGCACCAACUUCAUCUACUACCCUAAUCCUGAAUUUGAGCCACUGAGUACCUCUGGAGUCCUAGACCUUAAACCUGGAUCACCCAUCAUACUGAAAGGACGGAACUUCCUUCCACCAACUAAUAGUGGGAAUGGAAAAUUAAAUUACACAGUUCUGAUUGGAGAUAAACCCUGUAUGGUUACGGUGUCAGAGACUCAGCUUCUAUGUGAAUCACCCAACCUGACUGGUCGCCAUAAAGUCCUGGCACGUGUUGGCGGUAUCGAAUUCUCCCCAGGUGUGGUCCACAUCACGUCCGACAGCCCACUCAGCAGCACAGCGAUCAUCGGCAUCGGUGCAGCUGGUGGUUUGCUCCUUCUUUUUAUUGUCGUGGUUCUAAUCGCCUAUAAGCGGAAGUCUCGUGAAAGCGACCUGACUCUGAAGAGACUUCAGAUGCAAAUGGACAACCUUGAGUCACGUGUGGCAUUAGAGUGCAAAGAGGCUUUUGCAGAGCUUCAGACAGACAUUCAUGAGCUAACCAGUGAUCUAGAUGGUGCCGGAAUCCCCUUUCUAGACUACAGGACCUACACCAUGAGGGUGCUUUUCCCAGGCAUUGAGGAACAUCCUGUACUGAGAGAUCUGGAGGUGCCAGGCUACCGCCAGGAGCAGGUUGAGAAGGGACUGAAGCUCUUUGGCCAGCUCAUUAACAACAAAAUAUUCCUGCUGUGUUUUAUUCGCACUCUGGAGGCCCAGCGUGGCUUCUCCAUGAGAGACCGUGGCAACGUUGCCUCACUGAUCAUGACCGUGCUGCAGAGCAAGCUGGAGUACGCCACUGAUGUCCUGAAGCACCUGCUGUCUGACCUCAUAGACCGCAACCUUGAAAGCAAAAAUCACCCUAAAUUGCUGCUUCGCAGGACGGAGUCUGUUGCCGAGAAAAUGCUGACCAACUGGUUUACAUUCCUGCUCUACAAAUUUCUAAAGGAGUGUGCAGGCGAACCCCUUUUCUCGCUCUUUUGUGCCAUCAAGCAGCAGAUGGAGAAAGGCCCCAUUGACUCUAUCACAGGAGAGGCUCGCUACUCGCUCAGUGAAGACAAGCUCAUCAGACAACAGAUUGACUACAAGACACUGGUGGUCAACUGCAUACAUCCAGAGAAUGAGAAAAGCCCAGAGAUCCAAGUAAAGGUCCUGAACUGUGAUACAAUAAGUCAGGUGAAGGAGAAAAUUCUGGAUGCCAUAUACAAAAACGUCCUUUAUUCACACCGCCUGAAGGCUUCAGAUAUGGACCUAGAGUGGCGCCAGGGUAGAGGACAGCGCAUGAUCCUCCAAGAUGAAGACAUAACCACAAAGAUUGAAGGGGACUGGAAGAGACUCAACAUGCUGUCCCACUAUCAGGUACCUGAUAAUGCUGUGAUGGCCCUUGUUCCCAAGCAGGUUACGGCUUACAACUCGGUAAAUAACUCCACAGUGUCCAGAACAUCUGCAAGUAAAUAUGAGAAUAUGAUUAAGUACACUGGAAGCCCAGACAGCAUGCGUUCCCGCACUCCUAUGAUCACGCCUGACCUGGAGAGUGGGGUGAAGGUCUGGCAUCUGGUAAAGAACCAUGAGCAUGGAGACCAGAAAGAAGGCGAUCGUGGCAGCAAGAUGGUCUCUGAGAUCUACCUGACACGACUUCUAGCUACCAAGGGUACAUUACAGAAGUUUGUUGACGACCUGUUUGAAACCAUCUUCAGCACCGCCCACAGAGGCAGUGCCCUGCCGCUGGCCAUAAAAUACAUGUUCGACUUCCUGGACGAGCAGGCAGACAAACACAGCAUCCAUGACCCACAUGUGCGACACACAUGGAAGAGCAACUGCCUACCUCUGCGCUUCUGGGUGAAUGUGAUCAAGAACCCCCAGUUUGUGUUUGACAUCCACAAGAGCAGCAUCACGGAUGCGUGUUUGUCUGUGGUGGCCCAGACCUUCAUGGACUCUUGCUCCACCUCAGAACACCGCCUUGGGAAAGACUCACCAUCUAACAAGCUGCUUUAUGCCAAGGACAUUCCCAGCUACAAGAGCUGGGUAGAGAGGUAUUACUCAGAUAUUAGUAAGAUGCCAGCAAUCAGUGACCAGGAUAUGAACGCCUACUUAGCAGAACAGUCCCGGAUGCACAUGAAUGAGUUCAACACCAUGAGUUCUCUCAGUGAGAUUUACUCCUACAUUGGAAAGUACACUGAGGAGAUUGUGUGUGCACUGGAGCAGGAUGAUGCAGCAAGGAAACAGAGGCUGGCUUUCAAGCUGGAGCAGGUGGUGGCCUUCAUGAGUCUUGAGAGCUGAGGACCGCACUUCCCAGGGUGCACUGGGAAGAGACCCCGUCAGAAACCGAGCUGUGCCUGAGCGAAGACCUGUCCCCAUGUUUUCCAUCAUCUGACUUCCACCCUCAGCUUUUCAGAGAUUACUUCUUCCUCAACCUUUUUUCUGCUUCCCUCAUCAACACAGCUGGAUAGACUAGUUCACCUGAAUAUUUGUGAAGGGUAGUGUGCAGCUGAGGUCAGCGUCUCCUGCAGUGCAGUGUGGGGCGUCCCUCAGCUUCAUCACUGGAGGGCUGUAUGGGCACCUUCCCCCUGCUGGACGAAAAGAGGAAACAAAUGUUAUGUUGCCUUCAAGAAUUUACACUGAUAGUAAAUCUUUGAAAACUAUAACCUGAGGUGUCCAUAUGUUGAACUUUUAAAAAUAGAAUAGUUAAGAUAAAAUCAUCUGGAGUUCUGUUUCAUGUAGAUCUAGAUUCAAUAUAUGGCAUCAAGUGGAAACAUCGAGACCGAUGACUGCAAGCCAAAUGAUUGGCUCUGGGGAUAAUUCAUGCAAGAAUGGUUCGCCAAGUUUACACUGUACCUUCAAGCAAAGCAUACAUAUCCGUAAAAUCUGGGUCGAAUCCAGGCAAACCUAGAAUGUUUUUUUUUUGUGUUCUUGAAAUGUAGCUCGGGUUGUAUCUAAGGACAAGACUGAUGGGGUGUGGGGAAGGAAUAUUGCUCCUCUGAACUUUUCCUCCCUGGAACAAAGCAGAGCAUCCUCAGCCUUUAGCUCAUUACACAUUUUUACCUGCCUAGCAUACCUUAAAAGAUAGAAAAAAAAAAAAAGCUCAUGAUUUCUGCUUCCAUUUGGCUUCUACAGCUACUGCUAAAUUAAGCUAUUAGAUCAAAUACUAGAGCCCCACCCAAGUUGGAUCCUCUUUAAAAAGCACACAACCUACUCUGGAAGACAAAUACCAGGAGCAUUCUCUUCCAACGGUCUAUCAAAGCACACACAAACAUACACAAAUGAAAAAAGCAGCUGCCCAGAUACAACCCACCAAUCCUAAAGGAGCUAAAGGGAAAAGCUGACUGAGAUGCAUGGGGUAAAAAACAUCUUUACCAGUAAAUCAGAAUGACUGCUACCUAAAGGGGCUUUGUUGUCUGAGUAGCACCUCUUUUCCAAGAUGUUAUUGUUUUAGACUUUCAUGAGGAGAAAUGAAAUGAGAUGGACUUUGCUGGUCAGCCAAAAACCAAAGGAGCUUGAAAUUUUCAAAAAUGGUCAAAAUGUAUUUAUAAAGUGCCACUGAGGAACUGACAAAAAAAAA
Cyprinodon variegatus (sheepshead minnow) is the source of this 5665-nucleotide messenger RNA. It is a transcript of the gene plxna4, whose product is annotated as plexin-A4. Bases 1 to 4386 code for a protein of 1461 amino acids. Lineage: Eukaryota; Metazoa; Chordata; Actinopteri; Cyprinodontiformes; Cyprinodontidae. Gene Ontology annotation, biological process: positive regulation of axonogenesis; regulation of GTPase activity; negative regulation of cell adhesion. Gene Ontology annotation, molecular function: semaphorin receptor activity; protein binding. The record is from RefSeq and is a predicted model, not a curated record. Gene Ontology annotation, cellular component: semaphorin receptor complex. The transcript is spliced from 30 exons.